Molecule: messenger RNA, 732 nt
Organism: Sphenostylis stenocarpa
Lineage: Eukaryota; Viridiplantae; Streptophyta; Magnoliopsida; Fabales; Fabaceae
Source: the annotation of a GenBank genome assembly
AUGAGAAUGAGGGUCUUGCAAUUGUGUCCUUCCAUGGCUUCCACAUGCAGAGCUCCACUGCAGGCAGAAUUGGGAAAGUUCUGGUUUUUGAGAAACAGAAGUAGUCGGAAUAUUUUGCAGGUCAAGUGCUCUGGCAGACCCCAGAGAGCCCCCCCUGGAGUUGACACCAGAAUCCAUUGGGUAAACGAGGAUGAAGGUUGGAUUGGAGGCGGAGACAGAGAAAGAGAUUCCAAAGCCAGUAUGCUUGGUCAUGGUGAUGACUUGGCAGAUUUGCUCCUCACCUCUUCUUUGGGUUCUCAUUACGAAUUCUUAGGAGUUUCACCGGAUGCAGAUUUAGAAGAAAUUAAAGUUGCUUACAGGAAACUCUCGAAGGAGUAUCAUCCGGACACAACUUCCCUCCCUCUCAAAAGUGCCUCUGAAAAAUUCAUGAAACUGAGAGAGGUUUACAACGUUCUUAGCAACGAAGAGAGUCGAAAAUUUUAUGAUUGGAGCCUUGCUCAAGAGGCUGCAAGUCGGCACGAAGAGAAGAUGAAAAUGAAAUUGGAGGAUCCUCGCGAGCAAGAAAUCCGGAACUGGGUGCCCGUUCCUGACAUGGUCGACCGCCUUGGUGGAAGGAACAUGAAGCUUAGUGAUCAGGCAGUCUCUGCCCUCACCAUUGAUGUUUUUAUCAUUAUUUUUUCCAUAUGUUGCAUCAUCUAUGUUAUUUUCUUUCUAGAACCAUAUUACUACUAG